Molecule: messenger RNA, 1623 nt
Organism: Penicillium antarcticum
Lineage: Eukaryota; Fungi; Ascomycota; Eurotiomycetes; Eurotiales; Aspergillaceae
Product: chaperonin-containing T-complex subunit CCT6
Exons: 7
Coding region: 1-1623 (540 amino acids)
Biological process (GO): protein folding
Cellular component (GO): chaperonin-containing T-complex
Molecular function (GO): ATP-dependent protein folding chaperone; ATP hydrolysis activity; ATP binding
Source: RefSeq, a predicted model, not a curated record
AUGUCUGCAACUCAGCUACUUAACCCCAAGGCGGAGUCGAGGCGGAGAGGAGAGGCCUUGAAAGUGAACAUCGCCGCUGGUGAAGGUCUUCAAGAUGUGUUGAAGUCUAACCUGGGCCCCUCUGGGACUCUCAAGAUGCUGGUUGAUGGUGCAGGCGCAAUUAAACUGACUAAGGAUGGAAAUGUUUUGUUGCGGGAGAUGCAAAUCCAAAACCCCACAGCCGUCAUGAUUGCCCGCGCUGCAACGGCACAAGACGAUAUUACCGGUGAUGGAACAACAUCGGUUGUGAUGCUAGUGGGAGAGCUCCUGAAGCAAGCGGACCGACACAUUGGUGAGGGUCUGCACCCCCGUGUUAUCACCGAUGGAUAUGAAAUUGCAAAGACCGAGGCACUGAAGUUCCUCGACAAGUUCAAGCUCGAGCGUGCCAUUGACCGCGAGCUGUUGCUUUCUGUCGCCCGUACCUCCCUCUCCACAAAGCUGAGCGGUGCUCUCGCCGAGAAGCUCACCCCCGACAUCGUCGAUGCCGUCCUUGCCAUCCACAGAGCCCCUGAGAAGCCCGAUUUGCACAUGGUUGAGAUUAUGACAAUGCAACAUCGCUCCUCUUCCGAUACCCAGCUUAUCCGCGGUCUUGCCCUGGAUCACGGUGCCAGACACCCCGACAUGCCUAAGCGGGUGGAGAACGCUUUCAUUUUGACAUUGAACGUCAGCUUGGAAUACGAGAAGUCCGAGAUCAACUCUGGAUUCUACUACUCCAACGCCGAGCAAAGAGAUAAGCUUGUUGAGAGCGAGCGCAAGUUCGUCGACGCCAAGUUGCAAAAGAUUGUGGAGCUUAAGAAGGAGGUUUGUGGAAACGAUCCCAAGAAGGGAUUCGUUAUCAUCAACCAGAAGGGUAUUGAUCCUUUGAGCCUGGAUGUCCUCGUCAAGAACGGCAUCUUCGCUCUUCGGAGAGCCAAACGCAGAAACAUGGAGCGUCUGCAGCUGAUUUGCGGUGGAACUGCCCAGAACAGUGUCGAGGAUCUUAGCCCCGAUGUUCUUGGCUGGGCCGGUCUCGUCUACGAGCACCAGCUUGGCGAGGAGAAGUUCACUUUCGUGGAAGAGGUCAAGGACCCCAAGUCUGUGACUAUCCUCAUCAAGGGCCCUAACAGCCACACUAUCACCCAGGUCAAGGAUGCCGUUCGUGACGGUCUCCGCUCUGUCUACAACACGAUUGUCGAUGGCUGCGUCAUUCCUGGAGCCGGAUCAUUCCAAGUUGCAUGUGCUCAGCACCUGAAGUCAGCAGAGUUCAACAAGUCUGUGAAGGGCAAGGCUAAGUGGGGUGUCGGUGCCUUCGCUGAUGCUCUUCUGAUCAUCCCCAAGACCCUGGCUGCCAACUCAGGCCAUGACAUCCAAGAUUCCCUUGCUUCUCUCUGGGACGAGGCCACUGAUGGCAACGUCGCCGGUCUGGACCUGGUCACUGGUGAGCCCAUGGACCCUGUCCAGGAGGGUGUCUUCGACUCUUUCCGUGUUCUUCGCAACUGUAUCGCUUCCAGCACGGGCAUUGCAUCCAACCUUCUCCUUUGUGACGAGCUCCUCAAGGCUCGGCAAAUGAGUAAACAGGGUGGCCCCGGUGGUAUGGAGGAGUAA